This is a messenger RNA of Peromyscus eremicus (cactus mouse), 1080 nucleotides long. It is a transcript of the gene Swsap1, whose product is annotated as SWIM-type zinc finger 7 associated protein 1. The transcript has 2 exons. Gene Ontology annotation, biological process: double-strand break repair via homologous recombination. Gene Ontology annotation, molecular function: single-stranded DNA binding. Gene Ontology annotation, cellular component: Shu complex. Lineage: Eukaryota; Metazoa; Chordata; Mammalia; Rodentia; Cricetidae. Bases 8 to 844 code for a protein of 278 amino acids. The record is from RefSeq and is a predicted model, not a curated record.
UUGGCAAAUGGCGGAGGCGCUGAGGCGGGUGCUGAACGCGGGCCGCGCGGCCGGGCCCGGGGGCGACGGAGCUGCCGGGCCGCCACUGCUGCUGCUAGGCGCUCCGCGGUCCGCGCAGACGUCGCUGCUGUUUGCGGCGGCCCUGGAGGCGGCGGGGGAAGGCCGCGGGCCUGUGCUCUUCCUGACACGAAGGCCGCUUCAGAGCCUGCCGCUCAACACACCCGCGGCGCGGGACCACUGGCGGCUGCAGAAGGUUCGAUUCCAGUACCCAUCCUCAGUUCCAGAGCUUCUCCAGCUGCUAGCCUCUGCCCACGAGGCCCCAGGGCCUGUGCCAUCCCUUCUGCUGCUGGACGGCCUGGAAGAAUACCUAGCAGAGGAUUCGGGGGCCCAGGAGGCCGCCUACGUGGCUGCAUUGCUUCUGGAUACUGCUGCCUACUUCAGCCGCCGCCUGGGAGCCAGUGGUAGCUGUGGGCUUGUGGUGGCCCUUGAGACCCCCAAAGAAGGAGACGGUGAUGCCCCACAUCUGACAUUGCUUCAGCGGUAUUUUCCUGCACAGUGCUGGCUGCAGCCGGAUGCCCUCGGCUUGGGACGGCAGCACUGCCUGCGAGCCAGCCUGGAGUCGGGCCAGCUGAGCCCCAGGAUGGAGUGGUCAGUGACCUUCUUACCCAAUGGAGAGAUGACAGUCACCACCUGGCCUACACAGCCUUCUAAGCCCGGCCCAGAUAAAAAAGGUCCAAGUGCUGGAAGCCAGUCAUUAACUUUGGUGUGCGACAACCUCUCUGGUCCUCAGUGUUCCUUGGAUAGCAUACUUACUUCAGGGACAGGCGCAGAUUCAAAGACCUGAAAAGUGUAGUUUUUUUUCUUUGUAAACUAGCGUUGUUGGGGGCUGGCAAGGUGACUCAGUAGUUAAGGGGUCUUGCCAACAAGCAUGAUGUCCUGGCUUUGAUUCCCGGGAUCCACCUGGUAGAAAUCUAGACCUGACUCUUGCAAGUUGUCCUCUGACCUCCACGUUUGGGUAGAGGCACACACAUGCCCUCCAUGCUAAUAAUAAUAAAUAAUAAAACCUUUAAAAUAAAUAAA